This is a messenger RNA of Penicillium taxi, 2205 nucleotides long. Its product is annotated as putative poly(ADP)-ribose polymerase PARP. Gene Ontology annotation, molecular function: NAD+ poly-ADP-ribosyltransferase activity. Bases 1 to 2205 code for a protein of 734 amino acids. The transcript is spliced from 6 exons. NCBI's taxonomy places the organism in Eukaryota, Fungi, Ascomycota, Eurotiomycetes, Eurotiales, Aspergillaceae. The record is from RefSeq and is a predicted model, not a curated record.
AUGGCGGAAGUAUCUUCUGUGAUGGGCGCCAAACUUUCCCAUGUCAUCGAAGACGUUUUGGAAAAGAAGCCCAGAGUUGGGGAUGAGCCCAAGGUUAGGGAUGAGCCCAAGGUUAGGGAUGAGCCCAAGGCUAGGGAUGAGCCCGAGGUUAGGGAUGAGCCCGAGGUUAGGGAUGAGCCUACGGCUAAGGUUGAGCCUGUCGUGAGUUCAAAUGAGAAGUUUCUUGAUGGAGUUGUUGUUGCUGUCAGCGGCAACAUCCAAUGCUAUAAGCAUGUUGGUAUUCAGAAGAUGGCUGAACAAUUCGGCGCCGGGUUCGAAGGCAAAGAGCUCAUUAGAUGCACCCAUCUUAUAUCGACGCAGAAACUUAUCAAAACGAUGUCGAAAAAGGGCUCAAUCAAUAUUCGUUUGACAGUACUACAAGCCUCUAAAAUCGAAAACUGCGAGUUUGUCACUAUAGAUUGGCUACUCGCGUGCCUUGAGAAGAAGAAGUUGGUGGAUGCUGCAAGCUUUCGAUUGUCUACAUCCUUCCUUCAAAAGUAUACCCUCAAGAAAGACUCAGAUGAGUCAACCGAUGACAGCAGCUCAAAGAUUGGGAAGAGCUUGACGAAGGUCUUGAAGCGAAAGUCGGAGGACGAGCCAAGCAGUCAUAUCAUAUCGGCUAAAAAGAACAAGGAUUUGGAGUCUAUUGACCCAUAUUUGGCGGCCAUAGUGGAUGAGCGCUUUGGAAAAGGAGUUUAUGUUGAUAAGGCAGGAAUAGCCUGGGAUGCCACACUGAUCGGAUCCACUACAUCUUCAGCCAAGAAACCUGAGGUGACAGUUUGUCAUAUACAGGUCCUGCAUAACCACUUGACGGACGGAUAUGAGACCUGCAUCCUUGAGACAGCAUCCGCGGGCGCACAAAUCAAGAACGAGGUCAAAGAGCAGGAGGGUGAUGAUUUGAAAGUAGCCAAGGACAAGUUCAAAACGUACUUUGAGCAGGCAACUGGUCUUUCAUGGAAAUCACGCGGCGAAAAUCCCAGGACAGACAAGCUUCUUUAUCUUGAGUGCUGCUAUGACGAUAUACGGACUCAGUUCCCAGCUACUGUUGAAGAGAAGCUUGCAACGGAACAAUUAAACGCAGUCAGCGUCAUUUACAAUGGGCUUAUGAGUUACGCUGGGGCUGUUGUCCCUUUUGGAAUACAGAAAGUCAUGGCCAGCGUAUCCAUUGGUCGACCUCCGUCUACCAGCAUGCAUCAGCUGCGAAUGGGACUUGCAAUCUUGAAGAAGAUGUCUGAAAUAAGUGAAAAGGGUUUCGAUAAAAAGCAGAUGAGGAUUCUGGGCGACUGUUACAGAGACAUGCUGUGCGAGCAGGCAAAUGGCAAGUCAUACGGUUACGCUGCCAACCAGCCAGAUUUCACCUCGUCAAAACGCGAAAAAUGGAUCGUUGCUGAGAGGGAUUGCCUUCAAUUCUUGAACAACCUGAGGCUGACUCAUGAAAUCAUGAACGAGUCUGUGUCCGCAUUCGACAAGGUCCAUCGUCUUUAUCGAGUUCUGGGCUUGGAAAAAAUGACCUGUGUUCAUCAAAAAUCGAAGGAAUUCGCUGGCUUGCAAGAAUACUUCAAUGGGUCAAUAAAUCAGCAACGCCAUCAACCCGCCAAGAUCUUGAAUAUUUUCAGGAUCCAGCGCCCAGGAGAAGAGAAGAGAAUUGAGAAAUGGAGUUGUGAUCCAGAUAAAGGUGUCCAAAGCGAUCGUCGACUCCUUUGGCAUGGAUCAUUGAGCACCAACUUCGUCGGCCUUCUGGGCCAGGGCCUUCGAGUCAACCCGACUUUCAACUCAGUAGCCGCGUACAAAGGUAAAAAUCCCGGAAUCUUUUUCGCCGACUUUGCGGGAAAGUCGAUUGGCUUUUGUCGCCAGGCCGCCGGAACAGACGCUUUGAUGCUGCUCUGCGAUGUCCAGCUUGGGGGCAAGUUUGACGAAAGCAACCAAGUUAAGCACAAGAGAUAUGGCCAUGUUAUGUCCAGAUUCAUGCAAGGGACAUACACACAUCGAGAAUGGUGCAAUGCUGGCAAAAAGGUUCAUUCAGACCUCCAUCGUCUAACGAUGCCCAACAUUGAAGCUGGUAUAGUAACUGGAUUUGGAGGGUCGGGUCUGGGUCACUGUGAGUAUGUGGUAUAUGACCCAGCUCAGAUCCAGAUUCUGUACCUUGUUCACAUCAAGCUGACAUAA